Messenger RNA from Adineta steineri, 912 nucleotides. The record is from the annotation of a GenBank genome assembly. NCBI's taxonomy places the organism in Eukaryota, Metazoa, Rotifera, Eurotatoria, Adinetida, Adinetidae.
AUGUCUGACGAUAAAGAGCAUAUGGAUACAAAUAAUAAAAACAAGAAAGGUGGUACAAAACGGAAUUUUAUAAUGAUUUGUUUUGCUUAUACCUGUGUAACCACAUCAUUAAAUGCAGUUGUUAAUUUACAAUCAAGUCUCAAUACUGAUAAAGAUGUUGGUCUUAAUUCGGUAGCAAUUAUGCAUGGCGCUUCCGUACUUACAUGUAUUUUCUUAACAACUUCGAUAGGACAUAUUUUUGGUUACAAAUGGUCGAUUAUUGGUGGACAAUUUGGUAUAUUGUUAUAUGUUGCAUCUAAUAUGUAUCCUAAACAAUGGCUAAUGUAUUCAACUGCAAUCAUAAGUGGAAGUUUUCGAGCUUGUAUGUCCAUGGCUCAAAAUUCUUACGUGGCUAUACUUGCAAAUGAUGAAAGUGAGAAUGAUGAUGCUGAGAUAAAAACUAGAAAAUAUUUUGGUAUUUUCUUUACUGCAUAUCAAUCAGCUCAAAUUCGGGGUAAUCUCAUAUCAUAUUUAGUCUUACGAAAUACUCCAAAAACUACAAAUACUAAUUUUACACAAUGUGGAGCUAAUUACUUAACAAGUGAACAUCAAAUACAAGAUGAUAAUCAUCAACUUAUAUCUCAGAAAACGAGCUUUACGACAUGUACAAUUGGUGUUCAAUAUGUUGGUCUAAUUAUGACAAUAUAUGGCAUUACAGCUACUAUCUCUUCGAUCGUUGUAACUUAUACAGUCAAAUUUAAAUAUAGUCGACGAAUAUGCUUUAUAAUCGCAGCAUUGUUAAGCUACACAAUAUUCACUGUUAUGCUUGUCUGGAAGCCAACAGUCUCACAAACAUAUGUAUUAUUUAUCCUUCCAUUUUUAUCAAGUAUUUCAGAUGGACUCACAGAACCAUUUGUAACAGGUCUGACAUAA